Molecule: messenger RNA, 5255 nt
Organism: Paramormyrops kingsleyae
Lineage: Eukaryota; Metazoa; Chordata; Actinopteri; Osteoglossiformes; Mormyridae
Gene: chkb
Product: choline kinase beta
Biological process (GO): CDP-choline pathway; phosphatidylethanolamine biosynthetic process
Cellular component (GO): cytoplasm
Molecular function (GO): choline kinase activity; ethanolamine kinase activity
Source: RefSeq, a predicted model, not a curated record
GUGUUCGACGUCGCAGCUGACGUUGGCGCAGUAUACGACUGCAGAAACUUAUAACGGUUAAAAAACGAAAAAUUCUUUUUUAAUUAAAUUUAAUUUAAUUUUAUGGAAUUUGGUAUAUUGAGUUCCGUUGUAUGCUUUACCGAAUCUUAUGCUCUCUAUAUUUCUACGAUGAUAUUUGUUGAAUUAGAAUUAAAAAAUACAUGACCCAUAGUCUCGUGUAAUGCCGAUGCGGAGUUAUGCCGUCUAUUACCGUCCUUCAGCCUUAAACCCAGAUGGAAGCACACUUCUUUAUCGGUAUUGUAUUGGUGCGUGGUGUAUGACUGAGAUAAAACUAGGGCAGUUUCCUGGAACUAGUGAAUAGUGUGCCGUUUCAUGGAUUUGAGUGGCUAGGUGGCGUAUUGUUUGGAAUCGGCUUUCUUUUCCGUUUAACGGGGAGUUGCGGCGCAGGUAAUAAAUUGCUGAUCCUGUAGGUGUACUUACUCCGCCCGGGAAGUGAGCGUUCGGCGGCUUUCGCAUCUACACAGUUAUGACCCCUGUUUGCACAGUUCUGUCCCUCAGUCCCCAGCCUGCGCUGUCCGGGAUUGAACUCGUGUUUUACGGGAAAGGGCAUCUCUCUUGCUGAUCAGUCAGUACUGUAGUCCCGCAAACAGACUGACAACGUAGCUGCCAGAUGUGUGUCCACAUCUGAUAUUAUAAUUACUAGGUAUUUAAUCAAUUAAUCCUAGAACCGUAUGUAGAGCACUAAUGCAAAGACCCGCAGUGCUGUAUGAGAUGCAUUUUUAAUGCUGAAUAAUACAGUCGUUAAGCUGGACGUCCAAGUCGGAUUUAUUGCUAAUCGCGUAAAAAGCCUUAAUUUGGCUGUCAUUUAGUUAUAUUGCUCGGAAGAAUGCAGUCAAGACAGAGUGUUACGGGGAGCGCCGACGGCGGCCUGAGCCUUCCCGGAGGCGCUGCGCCGAAGCCCGCUGCAACUGGGAAGUGUCACCUGAAGGCGCCGAGUCUUCGGGCCGGCAACGGGGAUGACGACUCUGAGGCCGAAUCUUACCGGGACGGGCGAACCGACGAAGUGGACCGUGAUACGAAGAGCAGAGCGUACGCCUGGUGCCGGGACUUUCUCUCCGGAUCAUGGAAGUCUAUCUCAGAGGCGGAUUUUCAGAUUAGUAUUGUCAGCGGUGGCCUCAGUAACCUGCUGUACCUGUGCAGCCUCCCGGACGGCGUGGCCACCACCGAUGGGGAGCCGGGGCAGGUGCUGCUGCGGGUUUACGGCGCCAUCCUGCAGGGUGUGGACUCUCUUGUGCUUGAGAGCGUCAUGUUCGCCAUCCUGGCAGAACGGGCCCUGGGACCCCGACUGUAUGGCAUAUUCCCAGAGGGCCGCCUGGAACAGUACGUCCCGAGUAAGCGCCUGCGGACCGAACAGCUCCGAAUUCCAGAACUUUCUGCAGAGAUAGCGGUGAAGAUGGCUCGGUUCCACAGGAUGGUUAUGCCCUUCAACAAAGAGCCCAAGUGGCUGUUUGGGACCAUAGACAGGUACAUGGAUCAAAUACUGAAGCUGAGCUUUGUCCGCGAGGCUCAUGUGAAGAAGUUCAGCAAGCUGAUGAAGUACAACCUGCAGCAGGAGCUGGAGAGUCUCCGGACGCUGCUCAUGGACACGCCGUCACCGGUGGUGUUCUGCCACAAUGACGUUCAGGAAGGUAAUAUCCUUAUGUUAGACAACAGGACUGCCUCGUCCACAGAGAGGCUGAUGCUUAUUGACUUUGAGUACAGCAGCUAUAAUUAUAGGGGCUUCGACUUUGGUAACCAUUUCUGUGAGUGGGUGUACGACUACACCUAUGACCAGUGGCCGUUCUUCAAGGCCGAGCUGGAAAACUACCCCAGCAGAGAGCAGCAGUUGCAUUUUUUUAGAAGUUAUUUGUCUGAAAAUAGUGAAUACUUAAAUUCCACAAAAGAAGACCAAGCAAGGAUUGAGGAAGCCAUGAUUCUAGAAACCAAUCGUUACGCUUUGGCGUCUCAUUUCCUGUGGGGUUUGUGGUCCAUUAUUCAAGCAAAAAUCUCCACUAUUGAGUUCGGCUACAUGGACUAUGCACAGAGUCGGUUUGAUGCCUACUUCAAGCAAAAGAAAAAUGUUUUGCUAACCUUCCCUCCCACCCCCGACAACAGUGAAUAGAACAGGCAUUAUGUGUUCUACAUAUUCUGGAAAGUACCUGUAGCCUGUUUUAAAGGUGUGGAUUCUGCUCAAUAGGUUUGUACUUAUCCUCCAAGUGCUUUAGUGUUGCAUAAAAGCAAAAGUGUGCCCCCCCCCGCAACGUCCACAAAAAUGGUUAAACAGUAUCCCUGCGAGAGAAGGAAAUGUGUCUUAUGGUGGUUCAGAGAGGUUAGUACCUAGUAGCAUAAAUACGUUCAUGGCGACCAGCUCUAUCGUCCUGUUAUGUUUACAGACUUCGCCUCUGUCUGUUUAUACUGAUUUUCUGUGAAUGAAGGCUAUAUGAGAUUGCAGAGGGCAUGCAACCCUUUUUUAAAGAAAAAGUAUGAGGAGUAACAAAUGGUUUUUUGUAACUUGUUCAUUCCUGCAUUUGCUUUAAAACCUCUAAUACUGUCCAUUGCAUGUUCAGCCAAAGACUGAUCUUCACUAGGGAUGCUCCGAUCGAUCAGCCGAAGAUCGGUAUCAGCCGACAAUCACAUUUUAUGACUCGAUCGGUACUCAUUAAACUUGGCCGAUCUUAGGAACCAAUCACAAUUGAUGACGUCAAUGCGUGAGGACGUACACGAUGAGUGGGGACGUAAAUGUUUUGGCGCCACAGUCAUGUCAUCGCCAGUGUGGAAUUACUAUUACUACUUCUUUGUGAUUAUUUAGUACUCUGUUAAAACAAUAGUUGCAUUAGAUUUAUUACUGUAAAAAUAUAACAAAAAUAUAACAAAGGCAACAUUUAUAGUAUUACUUUAUCUGAAAAAAAGUUAAUGGUUAUCAGAGAGCUUACAUAUCAGUUAUAUAAACUUGAAGCAUCAGAAUCGGCAUUGGUAUCGGCCGAUCACCAUGACAAAAAAUUGGUACUUGGUAUCGGUGGCAAAAAUCCUGAUCGGAGCAUCCCUAAUCUUCACCAUCGGAGUAGAUGGUGUUUCUUUUUUUUGCCCUUGUAUGGACGUCGAAGAGUCACCCCGGUGUCUUUUUACUGUAAAAACUGAAUCGUAAGCCCUGAUCUGAGGCAGCAGGCCUGAAGCAGGUAGAUCCCGUCUUGGCCUUGUCCCUUGUCUCCGCAGAAUGGCUUGAUAUCCAUCCUCUAGGUGCUGUUCCUUUCAUGGUUGUUCUGCUUUCUCUUAUUUCAAGUUUCACCAGUAGGCCAGAGGUUCGCAAGUUAAAUCACUGAAGCAGGAAGUUGGUAUGGUGUCACAUGACACUGUACAAUCUUCCACAACAAAGCUUGUUUUGAUGAUCAGGUUCUGUGCAAGGUGUCAGUCUGGUUUGGUUGUUUUGGGAUCACACUAACAUUUAGCUAUUAGCAAGUGUGCAGACUACUCUGUGACAAUGGAUUUUGGUAUCCUGUUGGGAUAAUUGUGAAACGAUUACAAUUUUUUUUGUAAAAUAAACAAAUCGCUGGCUUGUGCUUUGAAGUUUGAACGGCCAGCUUAAUUUGGCUUUUAAUUUGGGGUAUGGUGAUAAGCAUCUUGCUACUGUGAAAUCUUACUCAUGCAGUUCUAUGAAAAAGAAAAAACGUUGGAAACAAGGAAAGAUAUGUGAUUACCCUCUGUUUUGUUGACCUCGCAUGUUCAGUUUAUCUAAGGAAAUAACAAACAUAUUUAUGUUACGUAUUCAUGUUGAUUUACAUUCUUAUUCUAUUUUCUGUGGUGAAUGAAGGAUGUGCAAAGUCAGAAUUUCAUUGUACAGCGAAAUUGCUUGUUUUCUGUCCGUAUGACGGUAAAACUCUCUAUAAACUGCGCAGACCGCAAAUACAAAUUUAGCACCUUUACCGCCAAUUCGCACUGGACGCGUUUGUGGUCCGUAUCUGAUCCGGCGCGCCGCUGGUUUGCGAGAUCACAUGAUCACGGGAGAAUAACAUUUAACAUAACAUUUAUCUAUGUUUCUAUGGAUAAAAUAAUGUGUCACUCCCAUGUAGGUUACUGCAUUUAUUAGGAGUUUACAAGUACUUCACAGUACAGGUUAUUUUCAUUAAAAAAACAAGUAUUUACAUAGUUAAUUGGAAGAUUAAACUUACCGUCAAAUCCCAAAACUUCUGCAGUUUCACUCCACGCCUUCUCCUUUCUAAUAUUAUCCUUGUAAAAAGGAUGUCUGGGGUCGUACACAAUUCCGUGUUUCUCCAGCUCAAAAAUUAACUUCUCGUCGUCCAUGAUGUGACGGAGAAUUGGCGCAUGCGCUCUGUGUUGCGUUCUUGAUCCGUAUCCGUCAAAAAUAGACUUGAUGCGCAUCUCGACGGACUGCCGGACGCGUGACGGAACAGAGACGUAGCGGAGACGCAACGCAGCGGAUCUGGUGUAAACUGAUGCAUUGACUUUAUUGGCGGCAAUUGCCUGCGGCUGCCGUGUCGGAAACGCACCGCAACGGAUACGCAUCCAGUGUAAAUCAGGGGUUACAGUUAGUCCGUCCAUAUUAAUGUACUCUAUGUAAAUUCAGCAGUGAACAUGCAACAUAAACAGACAAGUUAUUCAGCGCUAAGUAUUUCGCCGUCUGUGGCUCCUGUGUACAGCACGUAGCUGAAAUAAUAAGCGUUUCCCAAUUGCUUUAAUCUUGCACUGCCGUGGCUGAAUGAAUCCAUCAAGGUCCCGCAUUCAGUAAAUGUAAAGGGUCCAAUAUGAGGCUUAUGCACGGUGUUAGCUGUCAGUAGCAGGAAGCAGCGCUGCGUGAAGCUCGCGCAUCACACUAUGCAAAGGUAGUGCUGUCCGCGGCCGUGACGUCAGUUUUUUGAUGCACUAAUUCGGAAGGGCUUUCCCGAAAAUGUACCCAGUGUGUGUGUGCGGCGUGUAAAUCCCGGGUGAUUAGUGUUUAAUUGCGUGUCUAAUUCGCUGAAAUUCCUAAUCGAGACUGUUCCGAUUUUCUGGGGUGAGAGAGAUCCGUUUUGUGUCCAUAAGAAUGAUACACCGAAUAGAAGUGGUAUAGAUGCUGAGGAGUUAUGCUUCUUAAAUGAGUUUGUGUAAAUCAUGCCUCAUGAACUGCCCUGUCAGAAGCGGCCAAGUCGCAUGUCUUGAUGUCAAUGAAAUCUCAGUUGUUUGCCUUGCUUUUGUAAGUUUCAAUAAAUCGUGUUUUAUAA